CACUUACAAUGAGCAUUCCAAGUGGAACUCUGUAUUAAUAUUUUUUUUUUUGUUUGCAAUUAACUUUUAUGACUGCAAUAAAGGCGAAAGAAACUAAUGCACAAAUUGAUUAGAUGUGUUAAUUUAAUUGAAACUAAUCAGAGUUAGCUCCUUGUAGUUCCAACUUACAUGAAUGUGGCACAAUCGCAAUCUAACGAUUUCAACCAACGUCAACGUCAGCAAAAAUCUUUGAUAUCAACUGUGGAGGCAACGCGGUGUAAAAAUCAGUUUAAAGACGCUACUUAAUCCACAAUCAUGGCUAGCCCACGAACGCGACGAGUGCUGCAAGAGCUGAAGCCCCAAGACGAGAAUUCGAAAUGCUUCGAGUGUGGCACUCACAAUCCGCAAUGGGUGUCGGUUACCUAUGGCAUUUGGAUAUGUCUGGAGUGUUCGGGCAAGCAUCGCAGCUUGGGUGUUCAUCUCUCAUUUGUGCGCUCCGUAACCAUGGACAAAUGGAAGGACAUCGAGCUGGAGAAGAUGAAGGUGGGCGGUAAUCGGAAUGCCCGCGAAUUUCUAGAGGAUCAGGAAGAUUGGAACGAACGCGCGCCCAUAACGCAACGAUACAAUUCCAAGGCAGCUGCUCUGUAUCGAGAUAAAAUUUCAACUCUGGCUCAGGGCAAGAGUUGGAAUCAAAAGGAUGCCGAGGCACGCUUGAGCAGCACUAACUCUUCGUAUAGUUCUAACAGCUACAGUGGCAGUGGCUCCAACAGCAGCUCACAGGGCCGCACUAAUGCAACAGGUUACAGUGGCAAUGGCAGCGGCGGAGGCUAUCAGAAUGGUGGAGGCGCUUACAACGAUGCUGGUGGCUAUCAGCAGUUCCAGACACAAGAGUUCAAAGAUCAGAAGGAAGAGUUCUUCAACCGUCGUCAAAUGGAGAAUGCAUCUCGGCCAGAAAACUUGCCACCAAAUCAGGGCGGAAAAUAUGCUGGAUUUGGUUUCACACGUGAUCCGCCACCGAAGACACAAUCUCAGGAGCUGAUAGACUCCACGCUGACCACUUUGGCAUCCGGCUGGAAUUUGUUCUCCACAAAUGCGUCCAAAUUGGCAAACACUGCUAAGGAAAAGGCCGUAACCACAGUCAAUUUGGCUUCGACCAAGAUUAAAGAAGGCACUCUGCUUGAAUCGGUUCAGAGUGGGGUUACAGAUGUGGCCUACAAGGUUACUGACAUAAGUAAACGUGGCUGGAACAACUUGGCGGGCGGCAACAGCACAGCGUCUCAGGGCGGCUACAACGAUCCCAGUCUGGACGACAAUGGCUAUCAGCGUUCCAAUUCGGUGGGCGGCAACUUGGCCGGCGGCCUAGGACAACAGAGUGGUGUUGGCGAUAGCGACUGGGGUGGUUGGCAAGAGAAUGCCAAUAAUAAAACGCAUCUAACUAGCUCCAGCUCAUAUCAGAAUCAACUUAGCAGCAAUGCCGGCGGCACAGGCACUGGCGGCCUCACCCAAGACGACGAUUGGGCUGGUUUCAAUUCCACAAAUUAUCAAAAUUCCGAGACUUCGUAUCAAAAUACACCGUCUGGCGGUCAGCCCGUUCGCCGAAAUAUGAAGCUACAGGAGACUUCGCAGAAAUUAAGCGAAGGCUUCGAUAAUCUGGAUGUGAAGAAUGUGAAAGCCAAGACAGCUGCUUCGUCGACUGGUAAAGCGAGCGCCGAGGAUGAUGCAUGGAAUUUGUUAAUGAAUUAGCAAAUAGAAGUAAACCAUUAUUGAAGUGUAUUGUCAGAUAACCUGAUUUGUUUUGUAUUAUUUUUUAUUGUUGUCAUCUUUUUGUUAAAGAAACUUUAGCUUAUUCGUGGGCGCAUUUAAUGUAAAUUUACGAAUAUUAUGUUCCAACCUCUUUUUACCGAUUU
Messenger RNA from Drosophila arizonae, 1886 nucleotides. RefSeq names its product ADP-ribosylation factor GTPase-activating protein 1 (gene ArfGAP1). Gene Ontology annotation, molecular function: GTPase activator activity. The record is from RefSeq and is a predicted model, not a curated record. Gene Ontology annotation, cellular component: Golgi membrane. NCBI's taxonomy places the organism in Eukaryota, Metazoa, Arthropoda, Insecta, Diptera, Drosophilidae. Gene Ontology annotation, biological process: regulation of endocytosis; regulation of ARF protein signal transduction.